Messenger RNA from Drosophila mauritiana, 12649 nucleotides. RefSeq lists its product as uncharacterized. The record is from RefSeq and is a predicted model, not a curated record. NCBI's taxonomy places the organism in Eukaryota, Metazoa, Arthropoda, Insecta, Diptera, Drosophilidae. Gene Ontology annotation, molecular function: protein binding. The transcript has 8 exons. Bases 989 to 10447 code for a protein of 3152 amino acids.
UUCGGUUGGUCAGUCUCUAAUUUUUUAGAAGCGGAAAGUUGUGAGCAAAACGUGUGGAAAUUGUGCUCGAAACGUCAACAAAAAAUUUGUGAAAAUAACUGGGAGCGUAGUAUGCGAGCGCGGCAAUCGCAGAACUAUGAAAUUCCCCUGUGAAACGUGUAGUAAACGUUCGAAACAGCGUCGCGCCAUCACUUAAAUGCUGCAAAUCAACAAUGUGCAACGGAACAAAAAAAAACCAGUGUUAAAGUGUAUACAAAUAUAAUUUGUAUUAAUAAAAUUAAAAUAUAAAGUUUCAAAAUAAAAAAUAAACCACUUAGCUUGUCGUUAAAUUAAACUAAGUUGUGCAAAAUGAAGUGAAAAUUCAAAAUAAGAGAGUAAACGAUACAACGAAAUAUCGUUUAUGGAAAGACCGUAUCCAAAGAAUUCAAUAUCCAACAUACAACGACGGACAACAACGCAGUAUCAAUUGGGCGGGACGAUUAUUUUUGCGAGAUAGGAUCAGCUUUAGGAUAAGGCUCCGUAUACAGGGAGCCAAACGAAGGACGCAAGAGCGAAGAAGCCGGGGAGCACGCAGAGGAAGUUGCCGAAUCUCUCCCAGCGUUAUGAUUGUGAUGGCUAACAAUGUGAUGUGGCACAGAGUUGGACACCGUCUAUGCAAAUCGAGCGCGCACCAUCGCCUACAGUUGUUACCACUGGGAGUUUCAGCUUCCGUCAUCCGUGCCAGAGCCAGAGGUUAUGCAUUGAGCCCCCAAUGUUUUGGGGGCACGUCAACAAAGGCCCAGCGACAGCAGGAGCAGAAUCUGCAUCAGCAGAACCGGCAGCAACAUGACGGCUUUAACUGUGAAGUAGUGUUGUGAAAUAGAAACUAAACCGAGACCGAAACCAUACUCUACCAAAAGAGUGAACUCUCAAGCCGAACCAAGGCUCCUUCCCUGUAAACACACGUCUAAUUUUAGUUAGCGGACCAAUCUGCCGCAGCACCACCACCAUGCCCAUGUCCAGUCACGACGCGGUCUUCGUGGAGCCUGCUGUCAGCAGCAGUGGCGGCGGCAGCACCAGCAGCAUAAAUCGCGUCGGAGUAGCCAGUGGUCCCCAGCCGCCACCCCCACAUAUCGUCAUCGAUGGCAGCAGCCUGUCCACACAGGCGCAACUGCGCAUCAUGCAACGUCGCAUGUCGAUAAGUACGCGCCAGAUCCUUAGCGCCAGCCAGUCUCAGUCGAUCAAUCAGUCGCAAAAGUACGCGGUGCGUACAGCAGCCGGAACCGGAGCCCUAGGUGCAACGGCGGCCUCUUCGGGAAGCUCCGGUCAGGAACUAAUCAAUCCCCAGAUCUACAAGAUUGUGACCACGGACGGUAGCACAAGCAACGUCAUCAUUGACGCAUCAGCUGCGGCGCCACCACACAACUCCAAACUGUUGCUUAGUAAUCUCACUGUGCUCUCCAAGCAGGCACCAGUCCAAGGAGCAGCCGGUCAGCAGCAGCAGCAUCAGCUCAACUACCUGGGAGCCAAGAGUCUGCCGUAUGUGAGUGCGUCGCCGGCUAAGACGCAGCAGCAGCCCCAGAAGUUUGGCAGCAUCAGCGCAUUUAAGGCGCAACAUCAGCAGCAGCAACAACAUCCGCAUGCUACCCUGCAGAAAGUGACUUUGGGCUCCAGAGUGGCAACCCGUCUCCAGUCGUAUGUCCCGGCAUCACCGUCGCAGAUAAUGGUGCAGCCGGCGCAACCAAAGUAUGUGAAUGCCACGGCGACAACGAUAGGUGGCAAUGCUGCUCUGCUCAAAAAGGCCAAUCAAAAGAUCACGGUCAAGAGUGUUAGCAAUAUGUCGCAGCAGCAACAGCAGCAGCAACAACAGCAGCAACAACAACAGCAGCAGCAACUACAGGCCCAGCAGCUAAAAACCUUUAUCACGCAGCAGCAACAGCAGCAAACCUACAAGGCGGGGCCCAAGGCAAAGUUUGUGAAACAGACGACUGCCCUGUCCAUUGCUGCUUUGCCCCAACAGCAGCAGCAGACUACCUACGCCAAACAGUCAAUGGUCACCACGUCGACUCCCGCGAAGGUAACAAAACUGAAUAGCAAGUAUGUGCAACAGCAGAUCAGCCUGCCGCAAGGAACGCAACUGCAGCACAAAGCGUCGCCGAAUGUCGCCGGAGGAGGAUAUCUUCUGCAGCAGACUCAGGGCGCCGGCGGAGGAACUAUUAAGUUUGUCAACUCACAUGGCACCGUUAUCCAGCAGCACCCCCAACAGCAGCAGGCAACGAAGCGCACCCACUACAACAGCAGCGGGAGUAGCGACAAUGAGCAGCACGCUGUAGCCAACUCCUCUCUGAUAACCGAUGAUGUUAUGAUCGUCAAUGGAACUCAGAUGACCGACGAACUGUCUGCCCGCAUCCUGCAGAGCAUGGCCCAGAAGUCGUUUAGCCAGCAGCAGCAAAGAUUCCAUCAGGUUCCCGCCACUGGCAGCGGCAACAUGCCACCACCCACCCAAAUCAUCUACAGCAACAGCACCAGCAACGGAGCAGCCGCUAGUAGUCCGGGUGGAAAUGCAUCCGGCAAUAUGCUACUUGCCCACUAUCAGGCAGCCGGCGCAAAGCCGGUCUCCUCCGCUUCGUUCAUCACGGUCACUGGGACGCCGCCCGUUACAGUGGCCACAACGCCGUCGGUGAGCAUCUCAUCGCAUGGCUUUGCCAGUGGCAGUGCGGCCAUAUCCUCCUACAUGUCGUCGGCAACCGCAGCUCGUCGCCAGUCUGUGAGUGCGCCCAGCAGCAGGGCGGUGUCUCUGGAGCGGAAGCAGCAUCACCAGCAACUGCAGCACGAUGUGAUUGGUGGCGGGCGAAAGGCCCCAACGGUCAUCGAGUAUUACAAUAAGCACGGCGUGAAUAGCAUAGUUGGCAGCAGCAAUAACCUGGCCCAAAGCACCAGUAUGAGCAAUCUCGCAGGCCCGCGGAGUAACAGUGGAAGCGGAUUCGCCACGACCACUCCAACGCCAGCUACCCCACUUCACCUGACACCAGUGAACGUUCCAGUCCACGUGGAGGCAGCACCACCGUCUUCGCCAGCUCUGGUCAAGGGUUCGUCCCAACUGCCGGCGCAGCCACAACAACAACAACAAGCGCAUCCCUUGGGCCCCAAUCAACUGAAUGCCAACGAUGAGGAGCUGUACAUAGAAGAGGUGCGCCCGGUUCCAGUGCUGACGCAGGAUUUACGUCUGCAGCAGCUGCAUGCCAUCAUGCAGGAUCACACGUACGCCUCACAACAACAGCAGCAACAGCCUCAGCAAGCGGCUGGUGAUGCGACGAUUCCUGGAGCAGCACAGCAGGUCCAGCAGCCGCAGCAGUGGUCCCUAGGCGGUAUUGGUGUCACGGUGUCUGGUAGCCAGGGAACGCCUACAGCGGUAGGCGGAUAUUGCAGCUACUUUGGUCAGCAAAUUGCUCGCCCCCAAGCUGACGAUGAUGCCCACUCUGCUAUUAGCAGUAGUUCCCGGAUGGGAUUAGCCAGCACAGAUAUUGAUCCUGGAGAAGAGACUGAAACAGCACCAGAAGCUGAGGCCGAGGACGACUCCGUAACGCGCUGCAUAUGCGAACUAACCCACGACGAUGGGUAUAUGAUAUGCUGCGAUAAGUGCUCGGCAUGGCAACAUGUGGACUGCAUGGGCAUCGACCGCCAAAACAUCCCGGAGGAGUACAUGUGUGAACUUUGCCAGCCACGUGCAGUGGAUAAGGCGAGAGCACGAGCACUGCAGCGUCAAAAGCGCAAGGAGCACAUGCUGCUGGUGGCCACUCAAGCGGCUAAUGGUGCCGCAGCCGUGGCAGCAGGAACAACGCUCAGCGGUGGACUCGGCAGUGGUUUGCCCAUGUCAGAGGAACUACAGCACAGACUGGCAUCUGGCCUGAAUGGAGGAUUUGCCACGGGCACCGGCAUGUCGAAGAAGUCGAAGAAAACCAAAGAGAAUUCGGGAAGUACCUCUACCUUAAAGAAAGCCAAAAAGAGCGGUGUUGGUAUGGGCGGAGAGAAGAACGCCAGCGGAAGCGGUACUCCUACUGGCACUAGCGGUAAGUCCAGCAAGAAGAGCAGCAAACGAAAGAGCAAAUCUGGCGGCGAUGGAUCAAGUGGUGGGGGAAACAGCCCCGCUUUAACAGCCGCCGAGAAGCAUGCCGCCAAUCUGCGCCAGUGGAUCGAGAACUACGAGUAUGCGGUGACCAACCACUAUUCGCCAGAACUUCGCGCCCGCCUGCACGCCAUCCAGAAGCAGCCCAGCCUAUUGCAGAGCAUACAAAACACGGAGAAUAAGGCUUUGAGGCAAAUUCAACAGCAACUCUCCACGGCUGGCAGCGCAGAGCAGCUUGAGCAGAGGGCACAGCUUAUUCCGUAUGCUGGCGCCAAGGUGCUAAUAAGCAGCGUUGACUUGUCGCCCCAUGCCCCCAUCCACGAGUUACGCGGCAAGUAUAUGCUGACCACCCAGUUCCGUACCCAGAAUCCCACCGUCAACAUGAACACACCGCCGCCGAGCAACUACCUUAACAGCUUCAAGGCGCACAAGACUCCGGGACAGUUUGUAUUCUUUUACCAACUGCCCGGUGUGGAGGCGCCCAUGCAGACCCUUCGGCCGGACGGAAGUGUGCCACAAGUUGCGCAGCAACCACCAUCCUACCUAAAGGGUCCGGAGGUGUGUGUGGAUACGCGGACCUAUGGCAACGAUGCACGAUUCGUGCGUCGUUCUUGCCGACCGAAUGCCGAGUUGCAGCACUACUUCGAGAAGGGAACGCUGCAUUUGUAUAUAGUGGCAUUAACACACAUACGUGCCCAGACGGAGAUCACAAUCCGCCACGAGCCACACGACUUGACGGCGGUGGAGCAGAAGAAGUCACACGCUGCCGUCAUCCAGCCAACAAGUACCCGUUGCGCAUGCGACCUGGGAAGUGAUUGUCUCUUCGCCCUACCACUGGCCGUGCAGCAACAGCUUCAAGCUCCACCCACGCAGCCCAGGAGCAGUCACCGGAACAAGGCGGCAGCAGCAGCGGCUGCGGCAGCUGCUGCUAACAGUGCAGCAGCCAUACAGUUAACCAUGGGAUUGGGCGUCGGAGCAACGGUGGCGGCAGGAGCGACUGUGUUGCCAAAUUCCCGAAAUCGUUCCACAUCCUCGAGCGGCGAGAGCAGUCAAAUGGGCCUAAACAGUCCGCAGCUUGGACAAUUGAAUUUGGGCUUUAAAACGUCUGUGACAGCGACAUCGCUGACAGCGCCAGUUCCAGGAGUGCACUGCAACAACAGCGGCGGAAGCAGUAGCAGCAGCAACAACUCUUGCUCGGUGUCCAUGUCCAGUGUGCUACACGAUUCUGGUAUUUGCACUUCGUCCUCUUCGCCGUCGGUGUCCAUUCCCUCACCGACACCCACCCAGAUGCAGUCGCCGACCUUACAGCAGCAUCCACAACAGAUACCGCAGCAACAAUUGUCGCUUUUGCAGCGCAGUCCAACGCAACAGCAUCAGCAACAGAUCCUUGCUGCGCUGCCCACGCCGAUGCUCACGCCUAUGCUUUCACCCCAAUUGCCAAAACCAGCACAACAACAAGCCCACGUGGUAUUGCCGCAGCCGCAGCAAUCUUCGUUGCUGCAGCAGCAGCAAUCGCAGCAGAGUCAGGAGCCCUUGGCUGUUAUAGCAGCAGCAGCAGCUGCGCAGCAGCCCAUGGCCACCUAUUUUGUUCGACAACCGCAGCAACAGCAACAACAGCAAUCGCCAAAGCCACAAGCGCUUGUGGCACAACAGCAACAUGUGGUCGGUGCGCAACAGCAGCAACACUUCCUGCAGCAACAGCAGAAGCAACAGCAGCAACAACAGCAGCAGCAAAUGGCGGAUGAGGCUAGAAUGGCAGUGAGUGCGUUGCAAACACUGCAUGCCACCCCCACUUCGCAUAUAGUGUCGCCAAUCAAAGUGGCAGCAGUGCAGCAGCAAUCGCAACCGCAACAGCAACACACGCACCAACAACCACAUAACCAGCAAGCAGUACAACAGCAAUCCAAUCAACUGCAACAACAACAAUCGCAGCAGCCCAACUACCCGCUGUCGCCACAGCGUCAGCAAAAACCUCAGCCCGUACAGCAUCAGCCGCAGAUAGUAUUUUCAACGGGAGCACAGGCGAUUCCAGCAACAACGCCCACCAAAUUGAAUUCACCCGUUAAAAGUGUGGCGCCAGUGAUAACCAACAAUAACAUUACGGUCAGUGCUCAAUCCGCGGUGGUGGGCGGAAAGAAAACCCCUGCCAAGCAUCCCCAGCAGCAACAACAACAGCAGCAGCCAUUGACACCGGUUUCGGCAGCUUCGGCUCCAGCAGCAACACCUUCGUCAUCGGAAUCCAAAGAUGAUGAUGUUUCGCCAAGUGUCACAACCACUCCCACAACACGAACGCCUGCCAAGGAUAAGCCGAAGCAGUCGCGCGAAGAUCGCAAGCUGGAGGCCAUUCUGCGAGCGAUUGAAAAAAUGGAGAAACAAGAAGCUCGCGGAAAGAAGGACACACGCCAGAGCAGCGGUGGCAAGAGGCAGGCGAGCAACUCGCCCGCUUCGCCCAACAAGCGUAAUAGCUCGAACUCCAUCAGCGAGGAUGUAGAGACGCCGACGAGUACUAACUCCGCAGCGGCAGCUGCCCAACGACGAAAUAAGAAGAAGCGUAAGGUUAGUCGCAGCUUGAAUAACAACACGAAUGGCUUGGGCUCGGGUGGUGGCAGCAAUAACAAACGACGGAAGAGUAUCGUGGUGGAGUCGGAUGGAGAGUCUCAUGCAUUAACCAACUCAGAGUCGGAGGAUCAAGGUCAGCAUCCUCAGUCGCAUCACAGCGGAUCCGAGGAUCAGGCGGCAGGUCUUCUUCUGGCCCUGGCCCACAACAACUCCUCACCGAAUGAGCCAUUCAAGUCGCCAUCAUCCCAAUCACAUUCCCUGCCAGCAACUCCAGCCUCUGUGAGUAGUGCUUGCCUGCUAAUUGAGGCCGCUAUGGGACCACUGCAGCAGCAACCGGCACCGGCUUCAGCGUCGCCUUCCUUAACCGAAUUCAAGUACCCGCCCGGUGGGGCCAAGACCAAAAAAUCGCUUAUGUCCAGUUGGUUCCAGCAGGCAGAACAGCAGCACGCAUCCGGCUUGGACAGCCUCGUGCAGGCGGCUAUGAGCGAAAUCAACGGCGAGCGUGACCAGCUUCAACGCCAACCGCAAGGCGAAUCCUUGCCAGCGCCGGCUUUGCUGAAGGUAGAACAGUUUAUACAUCAGGCAGAGUCCACAACAGCUGUUCCAGCUCGGGAACAACUGCACCUACCACUCCAAAAUAACUCGUCAGUGAAGAAGCGCUGGUUGCGACAAGCCAUCAGUGAAGAGACCACACCAGUCGAUGAGCUUCAGCAGUCACAAAAUCAGUCGGUAACUGCCACUCCCUCUCCACAGCCGGUACCAACUGUUUCUCCGCUCGCGAACGGAUUUAGUACUCCGCUAAAGAAGAGGCGCCUGGUGGUCGUAAGCAAUGGAACGAACGUGGAGGCUGAUGAGACGCAUAUCGACGUAAUAGGGGAGCCAAAGGAUGAAGCAGAGGAGAAUGUCGCAAUGACUGAAUUGAAGGUGGAAAUAGAAAACCACCAUCAAGAGCAAGAUGACGACGUAGACAUCCUGCGUUCACCCAGUCCGGGUACUCAUCAAAUAGUGGCAGAGGAUAAUCUGGUUAAGAUCGAGCCGGAGGACACAAGCGCUGCAGCCGAUGAUGUGAAGAUCGAUGUGGAACGAGAGGAGAGCCAGGCAUGCGAUAAGUUCGAGGAAAUGGUCAAGGUUAAGCGCGAAGAAGAAGAGCAGCGUGAGAAGGAAAUCAAACUGCUGCAAGAACGGCAGGAACACGAACAGCCUAAAGUUGAGCCCGUCCCGGUGGAACCAAAGCUUGAAAAUACCGUAGCGAAAGCGGAGCCCAAAGUGGAGCCAAGUCAAGACAUAGUGUCUAAAAAGGAGCCAACAAAGGUGGAACCCAAGCCGGGCGAGUCUCUGCUGCGCACGACAGCGACUGUAACUGCAGCAACUACUGCAGCAGCAAUCGCUGCGACAACUCUGCUCGACGUGAGCAAAGUGGCAGUCAAGAUUCGACCACCACUCAAGCUGGAGGAUGAACCGCAAAAGAAAAAGCCAAAGCUGGAGUCAGUAAUUCCAGCGCCAGUAGUAACAGUGCCUCCAGUUUCAGCUCCUCCGAUACCAGCUGCAUCAAAUGCAACUACAUCGGCGGUAACAAACACUGCUGCGGCGCCACUUACAACAACAACUGCUCCUUCCAGUACCAAAAAUCUCACCGAACACGAUAUACAGGAACGCUUGCUGUCGUUCCAUGCAGCCAACAUUUCCUAUUUGCAGUCUAGAAACAAAAAGGCAACCGCAGCUUUGACCUCCGCCUCCCCCAGCCAGAAGAGCAAUAGCAGCAGUGGCGGUAGUGGCACAGAGUCGAAAAAAUCAUCCAAGGAUAAGGAUGAAAAGCGCGACAAGGAGAAGCAGCUAAAGAAAUCGAAAAAGGAGAAGAAAAAGUCGAAGGAGAAGGAGAAGCAAAAGGCAGCAGUUAAUGUUAAUUCCACUUCGCAAAUUGUUGACGCCAAGAAAAAGACGAAUCAGCCAUCGAAGCCAGACAGCAAAUCCUCAAUAGCGCCGGUCCUAAUUCCACCUAGUUUGCCAGUUGCUACUGCAAAUGGCAAGACCAAGCACACAGCGUACAACAACGUGGACCAGCAACAGCAGCAGCAGCAGCAAAUGAGGCGCCGCACCAUGUCUAUGUGUAUCACACCAGUUACUCCGACACCGGUGGUCACGCCAUCGCCGUUGCAUGGAACGCCACCCUCAACUAAGAAGCGCCAGACCAACUUCGAGCAGGAACUCACGAAGCCUAACAGUCAGAUCCUGAGUAGUAGCAUCCUAUUGAACAGCAGUAAGGGACUUGGCCUGCCUCUCGCCGCCCCCACAGUGGUUAGCGUGCCCACGGCCGUUCAACAGCAGCAGCAUCGUAAGGAGAAUAACCACCAGGAGGCGACUCCAGCCAGUGGCGGUGCUAUGAGUCUGGCGGCUGCUAUUGCUAGCGGAAAACUGAAUGCUAUUAGCCGAAGGCGAGAGUCCAUGUGUGGUAGCCGGCAGCAGCAGGCUCUAAUUGCGGCUGCCUUGAAGAAGGAAAAGAAGGAGAAAAAGAAGAGCAAGAAAAAGGAUCGAGAAAAGCAAAAGCACGAUAAGCAAAAGGGCAAGGAGAAGGAGCGAGAAAAGGACAAAGAGAAGGACAACAAGCAAAAGACUAAUCACAUACAGAAGCCUGCUCAUCCGACACCAGUCCUAGCUAACUCGAUUCCAAUUUCGGCACCCGCUCCAGUAUCUGUAUUGGGUCCAACGCCCGUGCCGACGCCCAAGGCUGCUCCUAUCCCAGUUUUGAUAACCCAGCCCACACCGUCACCGAUUCUUGUAACCCAACCAUUGGUUAACAAUUGCUCGGCCAAGGUAGCAUCGCUUCCCUUUUACAACACAAUCUACGGCAAGUUGCAGGACCCUUCGACGCCAACUAGCAGCCCCCUUCCGGUCACUAACACCAUGCCCAGUCUGGCCGAAUAUCUGGAGUCUACCAAAACCAAGACAACAGCACUAUCGGCAGUCAAGCCCAUUGGAAUUGCAGCAGUAACGCCUCUCAGUAGCGCCAUAACUCCUGCCAAAGUUGCGCCUUCCUCCCUUGAAAUGCCACCUCCGGCCACCACACCAUUGAAACUGUAUACGCGGACCGCCAGCCAUGAUCCGCGGCUGAAUCCCAUGCUAACGGUUCCAGACCCCACUCCCAUGCCGAAACGUAAGCUCUCCAUCAGCGAGUAUCGGAUGCGCCAUCGUCCAUCGGUAGACACGGCGCCAACCACGCCGACAACACCCACAACUCCUACCACUCCAACUACACCACCGGGCAAUAAGGAUCGCCCCUUUGCCAAGCCACAAACCAUUAACAAGUGCUCACUUCAGUCGCCGGAACGCUUUCAGGCGGCGAUUCGGGAGCGGCGCAACUCGAUCAGUGCGCACCAUCCGCAGCAAAACGCUCACCACAAUCUGAACAACAAUAAAGGCAGCAUCGGCAACAAGGGCGGAAGCAGCAGCGGUAAUCAUUUGCAGCAAGCGUUGGGCGUCGCUGGUGGAAGAUUGCAAUCCAAGAAUGCGAUAGUAGAUCCAUCGGCCACCACCUUAAGUACGGUGAAUAGCAUACUUAGUACGGCUCAAAAGCUGCACAUGUUUGAUGAUAAGCCAAAGGGUGGCCACUUCAAUGCUGCACCCACACUACUCGAGCAGCAACAGGAGAAGAUGAGCGAACGAUCGCGUUGCUUGCAGCGGACCAUAUCCUGUGACUCGCGGGUCAUCGAGCGAUUGGGCACAGGCGCCGCUGCAGGUGCCUUGGAGAAAGUUACCACGGCAUCAAGCAGGCGCGAUGCCGUCUGAUUAGUAAACUAAACAAACUGCUGACCACAAAAAAGUAAUACAGCUUCCAACGAAGGCCGUUUUAUAGCAGAUUGAUUCAAAUUUAUGUAUUUGAUAAUAGCUUACCGGUACCAAACAAUUAAAACAACCAACCCGUUCUUUGAUUUUGCAAAGCCAAAUUAUAACAACAAUUACAACGCGCAUAUAGUAUGAGCUGCAUACCUUUAUGUAAUGUGAAUUGAAAUCAGGAGACGGAUGACAUGCAACCAAAUGCUAUCAAUGAUUGUAUAUUGGGAGACAAACACACACUUUGCAUAGCAAGAGAGUUUGGGGAAACUGAAAACGAAGAUUAACUAAAUUACUUAGUUACUUUAUAGUAUCGUUUAUGUCACAGCAAUCAAACCGCUUAACCUAUGAUAUAUAUAUAUGCACAUGUAUAUGCUAGACACCUAUAAAUAGAGCCUAUGUAGAGCGAUAUAAGCAUAAACUUACAUAGCACAUAGAAUACGAAUACAGAUUAGGCAGCCAAAUUUGAAGUUGUAAAAAUGUUAGAAACCACUCUUGGCUUAUUUACUAAUUGAAUAUGUAUUUUUAGUUAUUAAGUUCAAUCAAUCCUGAAAAAGUUCCGUUUUCGCCAUUGCAGAGGAGCCGAAAGUAGAUGUGCGCAAGGUCCAUCCCUACAUAAUAUAUAUUUUUGUGUCACUUUCGUUUAAAUUUUGAAUUACUUAUAAUCGUAGAAAUAAAAAAGUAUAUAUUAAUCACACUUAACUACAAUAUUUACCCAAAAAAAAGGAAAACAGUUUAGCCAGACUUAAAAAAACACGCAAAAGCAAUAUUUAAAACAAAUUACCUAAAACAGAACUUGGCAAAUAAUACAAAAUGUAAUUGUUAGAGAGACCAAGCGAAAACAAAAUCCGGGACUAACAAAACUGUACAUAAUAUUUUUAAGACCCAAACAUGAGCAACCAAAAGGAUGAAAAUAAAAACUACUUGUCUUAUUAAGCAAGUUAGUUAAGUAAGUUAAAAAGAGUACAAAGCGAGGGUUAAUUGAUUGAAAUUAUGCUAAUGGAUCGCGUUAAAAGUGUAAAUAGUGGCAGCAACAGAAAGUGUCCGUAGCCAUUUUCGUAUAUAGGCUUAAUUAUUUUAAUCUUUCGAAUUUCGCCUAAAGUAAAAUAUUCACAAAUUAAUUGUAACAUUAAUUUGUUUAAUAAAUAGCUUGUCAUUAGACUUAGAUCAAGAUUUUAUUCGGAUCAAUGCUCACCGACGAAUGUGCCAGAAAAUUUUGUUUGUUGCGUAAAUUAAAUCCGGUGAAAUUUGCCAGAUUAAAUUUUCGUAACCGUUUUCGAUAUGUUCCUUGUUGCAGCAUUUUUCAAUCUUCACAGUGAAAAAUAUACCUAAUUUGUUUACUUCCAAUACGCACACACAAAACAAAAUAUUGGAAACGAAAAUAGAAAGAAACUCAUUUAUGGACCCUGUGAAAAAUGAUCUAUUAUUGAUUCAGAUAGUCUUUGUUACGGAUCACAAACUGGACAAAACAUGUUGUAAAAAACAUAAGUUGUAAAAGUGUUUACCAAUCUCUAUUGAGGGGCAAUAGUAUAUAUGAUCGUGUACAUAUGCAAUUUUAAUUCUAACAGGCAAAUCAUGCAGGUGGUCUUUGGCGAAGCGCUUUUUAGUUUUAAUUUAAAAUUUAUUUUUGUAAAUAUGCAUAUGCAACGUUUAUAAUGUAAUCAUCGCGUAAGUGUAAAAUAUUUAACUAAGCCGAUUUUAUGAAAAGUAUGUUGUUAAUUUUUUUUAGCGCUGUACAAUAGAAACAAGACCUAUAUUAAACCUUUUGUUAGUUAUCUAUAGAACAUAAAUAUGGACAAUAGUUCGUAAUUUUCGUAAUAGUUUUUUAUAGUUCUAGCAUAAAGGGAAAACGAAAUUAUUUAUAACUUAUUUGGUUGGAAAUACCUACUCGUAAUAAUUUGUACUCUACACCUAGAUUCUUUGUAAGCGCGAAUUUGAAUUGUAAGUCUAAGCAUAAUGGUUUUAGUCAUAAGUAUACCUUGGUUCAACAGAUGUAAAUUAAACACGUUAAUUGUUUACUAAACACAAACACAAGCAUGCCUAAAGAAGUCGGCAAACAAGCUUCGUCUGUAAAAUACAUUACAAAUGAAUUGAUAAGAUUCUUUAACAAUAAACAAAAAACCGAAAAACACAAAUAAAACGAAAUUAAAAUGAAAA